AUGGCUAGUCGUAACAUCCAAAAAGCAGCUCAACAUGUAUUUGUGUUUGUUGCAAUUGGUACUAUUUGGUUCUUGUUGGGUUUCACUCGAUUUUUGAGAGUUGUCUUGGAUAUUUAUGUUUUACCCGGAAUUCCUUUGACACGAUUCGGAGCAGCAAAGAAUAAAAACCAAUUCGGUAAAGGUAGUUGGGCAGUCGUAACGGGUGCAACAGAUGGUAUCGGUCAAGAAUUCGCUUUGCAAUUGGCAAACAAAGGUUUCAAUAUCAUCUUGCUCAGUCGAACGGCAGAGAAGCUAACACAAGUUGCACAACAAAUUCAAAAAGCAUCUCCAGGUAUCAAAACCAUCACGCAUUCUAUCGACUUCAGUGCUGGUGACGAAGCACAAUAUGCCGUCAUCAAAGCAGCUUUGCAGGAUUUGGACAUCGGUGUUUUGGUCAAUAAUGUUGGUGCUUCUCAUGCCUACCCUGUUCCAUUUGCUGAGAUGGAAGAGGAAGAAAUGCUACGUAUUGCAGAAAUCAACGUCAAAGCAACAUUGCGUGUGACACGAAUCGUAUCUCCCGGAAUGGUUCAACGUAAACGUGGUUUGAUCUUAAACCUUGGCUCAUUCUCAGGUCAAUAUCCCGUUCCUCUUUUGGCGACAUAUUCAGCCACAAAGACUUUCUUGAUUUCAUUCUCACAAGCAUUGGGUGAAGAACUACGUCGAAGCAAUGUCAUUGUUCAAAACAUUAAUGCUUACUUUAUCGUAAGCAAAUUAUCAAAGAUUAGACGUCCUUCUUUCUUUAUCCCACUACCAAAAGCUUUCGUUAAACAAACAUUGUCCAAGAUUGGUCGUCAAGGUGGAGCAGCUGGUCGUCCAUCCAACAGUAGCGUUUGGCCUUCCCAUGGUCUGUUUGACUGGCUUUUGACAUCAACUAUUGCUGGUUCUCAAGCCCUUCUUCGUAUCAAUUACGACAAUUCUUUCUCCAUCAGAAAGCGUGCUCUCAAGAAGCAAAGCAAGACAAAUUAA
Meira miltonrushii is the source of this 1005-nucleotide messenger RNA. Its product is annotated as NAD(P)-binding protein. The coding region runs from base 1 to 1005 and encodes 334 amino acids. Gene Ontology annotation, biological process: fatty acid elongation. Gene Ontology annotation, molecular function: ketoreductase activity. The transcript has 2 exons. Lineage: Eukaryota; Fungi; Basidiomycota; Exobasidiomycetes; Exobasidiales; Brachybasidiaceae. The record is from RefSeq and is a predicted model, not a curated record. Gene Ontology annotation, cellular component: endoplasmic reticulum.